This is a messenger RNA of Medioppia subpectinata, 1128 nucleotides long. The record is from the annotation of a GenBank genome assembly. NCBI's taxonomy places the organism in Eukaryota, Metazoa, Arthropoda, Arachnida, Sarcoptiformes, Oppiidae.
AUGAAAUUGAAGACUCAAUUGUCUCACAUUUACCACACAUUUGAGACACAACUCACGGCUGAAGACAAACACAACUACAAUGAGUUGACACAAGAGUUACGACCAUUGGAUGCGGGCGUCAAACGAGAAGUGAUCGCUGAAGAGAUAAACGAGACACCAAUCGUGACGAAGAGUAGGAAAAGGCCAAAGUCUUCGUGCGAUACCAACAAAACCAGUGAUAAUCGGGUUGUGGUUAAGCGACGCGUCGGCAGACCUAAAGUGUUGAGACAAGAGUUGCAGUCAUUAGAUAUGGAGACCAAAAAGGAGGCGCCGUCUGAGGCCACCGACGAUCGCAGUUCUCCACCCGUGGAUCAAAGCAUCUCUGAUGAAGACAAUGAAUCGUAUGAUAAGAGUUUCGAGAAAUUAGAGGUUAAGAAACGAAUCCGAAAACGACGAACAGUUGCGGAGAUGGAAGAGCUCGAAGAACUGCGACAGAAGUACUUGAAUUUUAAUGGCAUAAUGGAUGAGACGACCGGUCAUUACGUGUGCCCUAAGACUGACUGUAACUCUAGGUAUGGACUGCUUAUUGAUCUGUACCGACACAUGCGUUCAGUCCAUGAAUUGCAAUCUUGUGGUCCAGAGUUUCAACAGAGAAUGGAUUCGCACACAAAAGAGUACUUUGAUGUCGACACCAAUUGCUAUCGGCUGACGCCGGCGGUCAAGGCCACGAGUCCAUACGAGUGGCGAGUGUACUGGUCGGUAAGCCUACUCGCCGGUAUAGUAACGGUUAAGCUCCCGACGCCAUUCCCUUUUAAGAGCGAUCGGCGAUUGCAAGAGCACUCGCAAACCCACGACAAGACAUCGCUGAUCAAGUGCUCUGUGAACGGCUGCGACCAGAGCAAAUUCUUGCUGAUAUCUGCAUCUAAUGUGCAGUUUGACCAGUCUCACCAUUACAUCCACACGGGUGAGCGGCCGUACGCCUGCAAUUGGCCAGAAUGUGGUAAACGGUUCCGGCAAAAGCAUCACCUCAGCGAUCACAAGAAUAUUCACGUCAAUGAUAAGCCCCUGAUGUGUCACUGGCCCGGCUGUGGCUAUCGGGACAACAAUUCAGGCAAUCUUCGCAAACAUAUCCGCACUAAACAUAAAUAG